This is a messenger RNA of Pestalotiopsis fici W106-1, 864 nucleotides long. RefSeq lists its product as uncharacterized. The coding region runs from base 1 to 864 and encodes 287 amino acids. The transcript has 3 exons. Gene Ontology annotation, biological process: arsenite transport; antimonite transmembrane transport. Gene Ontology annotation, cellular component: plasma membrane. The record is from RefSeq and is a predicted model, not a curated record. NCBI's taxonomy places the organism in Eukaryota, Fungi, Ascomycota, Sordariomycetes, Amphisphaeriales, Sporocadaceae. Gene Ontology annotation, molecular function: antimonite transmembrane transporter activity; arsenite transmembrane transporter activity; antiporter activity.
AUGUAUCCGAUUCUGUGUAAAGUACGAUACGAAUCGCUCCACGAGAUUCUGGCCAGUCGAGAUGUUUGGAAACAAAUACUGUUUAGUGUGAUUAUGAACUGGAUUGUGGCUCCAUUCUUGAUGCUUGGUCUAUCAUGGGCAUUCUUGCCCGAUGAGCCUGGUCUACGAGCAGGUCUUAUCUUGGUCGGCCUCGGAAGAUGUAUUGCCAUGGUUCUCAUCUGGACUGGACUUGCUGGUGGCGACAGCGAAUACUGCGCCAUUCUCGUGGCCAUCAACUCGAUGCUACAGAUGGUUCUCUUUGCUCCUUUGGCCGUCUUCUUCAUCCACAUUAUCAGCCAUGAUCAAAACGCGGUAACGGUAUCCUACUCGGUCGUGGCUACUAGCGUUGCCGUAUUCCUGGGCAUCCCGCUUGGUGCGGCUAUCUUCACAAGGUUUGUACUCCGCGGCUUGUGUGGCGCCGAAUGGUAUCAGCGUGUCUUUUUGCGCUUUGCAUCUCCAUGGUCUCUGAUUGGGCUGCUGUACACCAUUCUCGUCCUCUUUGCGUCCCAGGGGCGCCAGGUCGUCCACCAGAUUGUGUCAGUUAUUCGGGUGGCCGCCCCGCUGAUUGUGUAUUUCCUAAUCAUAUUCUUCUGCACAUUGUGGAUCACCCGUCGACUUGGAUUCACGUACUCGUUGGCUGCCACGCAGAGCUUCACCGCGGCAAGUAACAAUUUUGAACUGGCCAUCGCCGUCGCCGUGGCCACUUUUGGUCCAGAUAGUGAUCAAGCUCUGGCGUCCACGGUCGGUCCCUUGAUUGAGGUGCCGGUUUUGCUUGGCCUCGUGUACUUGGUCAAAGUCGUAGCCAAGAGAUAUAGAUGGGAAUAG